Molecule: messenger RNA, 3322 nt
Organism: Sardina pilchardus (European sardine)
Lineage: Eukaryota; Metazoa; Chordata; Actinopteri; Clupeiformes; Clupeidae
Gene: avil
Product: advillin
Exons: 20
Coding region: 246-2693 (815 amino acids)
Biological process (GO): barbed-end actin filament capping; cytoskeleton organization; actin polymerization or depolymerization
Cellular component (GO): actin cytoskeleton; cytoplasm
Molecular function (GO): actin filament binding; phosphatidylinositol-4,5-bisphosphate binding
Source: RefSeq, a predicted model, not a curated record
UGAUGGGCUCUGAAUAUGACCCUUGAGAUCCAGAACUCUCGUGUUCCAAUCCACAGAACCAAUGAGAAAUAGACAGACAGAGAGCGAGAGAUUGAGUGAGGGAGUGUGAGAGUCAAAGCGACAGAUAGGAUUUAUUCAGCACUGUCCUGCACAGGCCUGCGUUACAUCUACUGGAUCCAGCACUUUCUGCUUCUAAAAGGAACUGUUAACCAGCUGUGUCAAGGACAUUGAGAUAUCAAGACAUCAUGGAGUACACAUUUCGGGCGGUCACCCAGUCUCCCGGGAUUCUUAUUUGGCGAAUAGAGAAAAUGGAGUUGGUCCUGGUCCCGGAGAAAUCCCAUGGAAAUUUUUUCGAGGGUGACUGCUACGUGCUCCUUUAUACUCGUAAAGUGGGCAGCGCGGUGUCCUAUGACAUCCACUACUGGAUCGGCUCUGAGUCCAGUCAAGAUGAGCAAGGGGCAGCGGCCGUCUACACCGUGCAGCUGGACGAGUACCUGGGGUCCGGUCCGGUGCAGCAUCGUGAGGUCCAGAACCAUGAAUCCGACAGCUUCCGGGGAUAUUUCAAACAGGGCAUCAUCUAUAAGAAGGGUGGCGUGGCAUCAGGUAUGAGGCACACUGAGACAAACUCCUACGACAUUCAGAGACUCCUGCAUGUGAAGGGCAAGAGACGAGUGACUGCAAUGGAGGUGGAGAUGACCUGGCAGAGCUUCAACCUGGGCGACGUCUUUCUGCUGGACACGGGCAAAGUCAUCAUCCAGUGGAACGGCCCGGAGAGCAACAGACAGGAGAGGCUGAAGGGCAUGCAGUUGGCCAAGGACAUCCGUGACCGAGAGAGGGGGGGUCGGGCGGAGAUCGGGGUGAUCGAGGGGGAUGCGGAGGGGGACAGCACUCACCUGUUGGAGGCCAUGAAAAGCACUCUGGGAGAGCGGAGCCCCAAGCUGUCCAGCGCCGUCCCCGAUGACACGCCCGACCAGGAGCAGAAGGCCCAGCUCACUCUCUACCAUGUCUCCGAUGCUGACGGCAUGAUGAAGGUCACAGAGGUCGGGACACGGCCGCUAGUGCAGGAUUUAUUAAAUCACGAUGACUGCUAUUUCUUGGACCAGGGAGGACUGAAAGUGUUUGUGUGGAAAGGGAAGAGAGCCAACAAGGCUGAGAGACAGGCCGCCAUGUCCAGAGCUCUGGAGUUUAUCAAGCUGAAGGGGUACUCCCAUACCACCAACAUCGAGACUGUGAAUGACGGCGGAGAGUCGGCCCUCUUCAAGCAGCUCUUUCCCAGCUGGCGGGUCAAAGACCAGACCAUUGGCCUGGGCAAGAUCCACACCGUGGGGAGAGUUGCCACAGUGACCCAGGAGAAGUUCGAUGCCUCCAGGAUGCACGUUAUGCCAGAGGUGGCUGCCCAAGAGCGCAUGGUGGACGAUGGACACGGAGCAGUGGAGGUAUGGCGCAUAGAGAACCUGGAGCUGGUCCCUGUUGAGCCAGAGUGGCAUGGCUACUUCUAUGGCGGAGACUGCUACCUCAUCCUGUACACCUACCAUGUGAACAACAAGAGGCACUACAUCCUGUACAUAUGGCAGGGCCGACAUGCUUCCCAGGAUGAGUUGGCAGCCAGUGCCUUCCAGGCCGUGGACCUUGACCAGAAGUACAACGACGAGCCCGUCCAGGUUAGAGUGACCAUGGGCAAGGAGCCCCGGCACUUCAUGGCCAUUUUCAAGGGCAAGAUGGUCAUCUUUGAGGGUGGCACCUCUAGGAAGGAGGGCUCAGAUCCGGAGCCACCAGUGCGACUGUUCCAGGUCAGCGGUACUGACGAGUCCAACACCAAAGCCAUCGAGGUCCCCGCCCUGGCUGGCUGCCUCAACUCCAACGAUGUGUUUCUGCUGAAGAGCCAGACUGGUGUUUACGUGUGGUGUGGAAAGGGCUCCAGUGGUGACGAGAGAGCCAUGGCCAAGGAGGUCAGCACGGCCAUCACACAGGACAACACUGCCGUGGAGAUCAUCGCAGAGGGACAGGAGCCCGUAGAGUUUUGGACGCUGCUGGGAGGCAAGACUCCAUAUGCAAAUGAUAAGAGACUACAGCAGACCUCGCUGGAUCAUCAGCCACGCCUCUUUGAAUGCUCCAAUAAGACAGGCCGAUUUACUGUCUCCGAGGUUACGCAGUUCACUCAAGAUGACCUCAGCGAGGAUGACGUUAUGGUUUUAGACACAUGGGAUCAGGUGUUCCUGUGGGUGGGCAACCAGGCCAAUGACGAGGAGCGCAAGGAGUCCGUGGUCAUCUGCCAGGAGUACCUCCGCACCCACCCCGGCUCCCGUGACCCCGACACCCCCAUCCUGCUGGUCAAGCAGGGCUUUGAGCCCCCCACCUUCACGGGCUGGUUCAUGGCCUGGGACCCCACCAUAUGGAGCGGAGGGAAAACAUACGAGCAGCUGAAGAUGGAGCUUGGGGAAGUUACAUCAUUGACCAGAGUUGUACCUGAACAGAAUGGCAGCACAGAAGAUAUCAACUACCCGAGCUUCCCUGCGGACGAUCUUAUCAACAAGCAAGCCGAAGAACUACCCGAGGGAGUGGACCCUGCCCAAAAAGAGAAACACCUUUCAGACACAGACUUUGAGGCUAUAUUUGGAAUGGCUAAAGAACAGUUUGUCAAACUCCCACAGUGGAAGAAGAUCAGCUUGAAGAAGGGGAAAGGACUGUUCUAGUCAUCUGCACUACAAUGGAACAUUGUCAAUUCAUCUUUUUUGGUGACCGCCAUGUUUAAUUAUCAAAGUGUUUGCAAUUCUAUGUUAUUUUGAUUAUUUUAGAGAUUCAUUUUUCAUUAUGUAAAGCCAUCAUCAUUGUAAUGAUAUUUCCUGUAUUCCUCUUCAUACCAACAUGCCAUUAAGUACAUGCAUGAAUGUUUCAACUGUAUGCAUAUGGAAAAUAUUCUCCUUAUUAUUCAGUCAUUGUAAAUCGUUUUUUUGUUUGAUCGACUAGCUUCAGAGAUAAUUUUGCCCUAUGAUAGCAGCAUACUUUACAAUUACAUGAUGUUUUCUCAUGUUGUGACUGAGUUUUAGGCGUGAUAUUGAUUUCUCCAUUUCAAUAAUGAUUUCCUUGUUAGCCUGCAUUUGCCAAACUUUGCCAGAUUUUGUUGAUAGAAUGAUGUUAACAUAAUGAAAUAAAACUGCAUCCAGAUUGAUAUUGUGUUACUUUACUGAAAUUGUGAAUGCUAAGGAGGGUCCACUGAACAACCUUCACUUUGAUCCCAUCACUCCAAACAAUGAAUAUCAGAAAAGUGAUAGCUUUAUAAUGUACUACACACUGUGAAUUCACCUGCCCAUCAAAUGGAUAA